CAUGUGGCCAUGGCAUGAUUAAAGAUAACAAUAUUUACCUACAGAUAACAAUAAUCAAUAUUUCUACAGCAGCCGUAUUUAGUAUUUACUGCAAUUCUGUAAACCACAAUAGAUUAUUUGAGGCGUUCAGUACAAAAAUCGGUCUGACAAAUAUUACUUACUAUAUAGUAAUAUAGUGUAUACAUUAUAUUUUAUUUAAUAUAAACCAUUUUGUAAUUAUUAUUUAUUGUAAUAAUGUCAUACACAAUUCACGAUAUUUGUAUUUCCAUUUCACCAUUUCACUUAUAGUAAUUUCUUACUUGUCCGGUAAUCGCAGAUUCUUUCUUCGCCGCCACAGCCUGUUGCCUGUUACGUAACGCCAGUGAAUAAUAACGUAUCCGUGAAAUACGAUUAUUGCCAAUAUAAUGGCCAUCACCGAGUAUGUUGGGUACAUAUAUUGGAGCGUGUCGACGACUGACUACACAAUCGAACUGUUUUGUAAUUUUUAAACAGCGAGACUGCUGUGUCUAAACAACCCAACCGUGAGUGAACGACCGCCACCAGUAUGUCGAGGUAAACAAAAAUCAAAAUCUCUGGAUAAAAUAAUGUACACUCUUCUUAUUAAUUAUUUGUCUGCCUCCAAAUGGUUUCUUAAAAUACCUACUAUAUUAAUAACUUGUGUUUUUAUUUUUACCUAGCAUCUCUUUGCUUAACAAUAAAAACCUAAUUUUGUUACACCUAAAAAACUUCUGGUUAUGCGCUUUAUGAUAAAAUUAUAGUUUUAUGAUUCCAGAACUGGAUUGAUGUAAAACAUCAAAUUAGAUAUACAAUGUGAUGCAGAUGCUACUUUAUAUCUGAUUUUGUAUAACAUUCUUUGAUUAUAUACAUAGACUGAUGGUUAAAUUAGUCUAUUUAAUAUAUUUUACUUUCCAUUGAAGUCCAACAAGAUUAUUAAGUUUUAAUUUUAGAAUCAAAAACAUGAUUAUAAUUCAUAUUUCAAAUAUUCUCAUUGUAAUAAUAAGUAUUAUAAAAAAAAAAUGAAAUUCAAAUUUUUGAUCAAAGGAGAAUAUUAAGGCUGGAAUAAAAUCUUAGAAACACUUGAAAAAACAUAUACUGUGCUUAUCCAUCAAUUUUUUAAAACAAUGUGACAUGUAUUAUAAAAAAAAUAAUUAUAUUUUUAGUUUUAAAUAAUUUAUUAUGUUUUAGGGAACUUUUAAUUGUAUUUGUUUAUGACUCACGAUUCUGUACUUCUGAAUCAGAUGAUCCACAAAAUUCUAUUUUAUACUUCCAUCCACCGUGGGUAAGCUCUUCCCAGAAGCUUGCCUUAAGUGGUCAACUAAUGGGGAUUGCCAAAUUUUCGUCUUCAGCUUUUUCAGCUCUAUCAAUAUUAGCUUUACGAUCUGGAAAGUUUGCAUUCAAGCAAUUUGGCUCUUCAAUAUUGGUAAUUACGCUGUAUAUUAGUUUUUUCUAAACUAUUUCAAAAUAAUUUAUAAAAAAAAUUGAUUUAUUUCAUUUUAUUUUUAAAGAAAAACAUAAUAGCAUCAUAAGCAUAUUAGAUUUGUUAACUGACUUUUUUACUUUUUGGUAUAUUACAGUGUGUUGGAACAGAUAGGAAUAUUCCAGAUAGUGUGCUCCAAAAUCGUGCAAAUACUUUACACAAUAUUUUAGUUACAUUUCACUAUAAUAUCACUGAAAUAUCAGAUCAAAAUAUACUCAAAGAGAAAUUGAACACUGCUAUUUCUUCAUAUCUUUCACUUUUACUUGUAUCUGCAAAUAUUUUUGGUACUACUAUAGUACUUAAAUUUCCUAAGGUAUUAUUACUCCUUUCUAAGUAAAUAUAUUAACCAUAUAAGCUAUGUUUAAGUAUAUAAUGUUAUAAUAUUUUCUAGAGUGGAGGAAAUGUUCUUUUGGAAUCAAUGCAAUUACUGGAAAGUAUGCAAGAAAAAACCAAAGUUUUGGGAGGAAUGCUACUUCAUCACAAUAAGUAUGUGAUCUCUUGUAUCAAUUUAGUUAUCUUUAGUCAAAUGUUUUUUUUUUUUUUUUUUUUUUUUAUUGUUAAAAUUGAACAGUAAUUUAGCUAAUAGUUAUAAAUAUGUUUAUAUUGGUGACAUUUUUUUUUUUCUAGGAUUGUUGUAACACAGUUUGGAUUUGAACUAACAAAAUUAAUUCAAUUAACAAAUCCUUUUUGUAAUAAGGUACCUAGUUAAACUAAACUUAAUUCAUUCAAUUCUUUUGUUUAUGAAAGUUGUAUUAACAAUUUUGUUUUCCAAAAAUUAAUAAAUUAUUAUAAUUUUUUUAAACUAUAGAUACCUGCUGAAAGUGUAAAUGGGACUUUUCAUUUACCAUUAGGUACACAGCUCUUCUAUAUUUUUGUAGACAAAGAACAAGUAUCUCAAAUAAGAAAAACAGCCAUUUCACUUAAACAAUCAGUAAAAAAAGCAGCAAAAUGGCGUCAAAAAAAUAAGGUUAUUUAAAUGUUGUAUUAGUUGUUCAAGUACCUAUUUAAAUUAUUUAUUGUUUUAUAAAGUUGUAUAUGUUUAUUCAGACUUUUGAUAAAUCACAAGAUUGCACAAAAAAUGAUAAAAAUCCUGAUAGUAAAAAUAUAUUCACAGUUGAAGAAGAAGAUACUCCUGAUAGUAAUUGUGAAUCAAUUUGUAGCAUGCCAGAUAUUGUAAAGGAAUCAAUUAUCAAAGCAGAAAAGAAAUUAAAUGCACGAAAAUAUUCUACGUGGGAAACAUCACUGAAUGAAAUGCCAAAUUUUACUAAACUUGUCACUCUAAGGUAUGACAUUCAAUUUUUGAUUAUUUCAUAUUGUAGAAUUUAAUUUUUUUUCAGAAAAGAUAAUACAAGAUAUCAAAGCCUUAGAUCAUUACCAAAUACAACAAACGAAGAAGAAUUAAAAAAUAAUGAUAAGUAUAGAACAUUGUGUGACCCGUCUUUUCCACUAUUGCGCGACGAUGACUAUGCUAUUUCUAAAGCUCUGUAUGACAAACAAUUAUCUCAACAUUAUACAGACCUAGAUCUCAAAGUACAGACUGAAAAAGGUAAAUAUUUUUUUAUUUUUUUUUUAAUUUCUUCAUAAUAUUUUACGGUUCAAAAAUGUUAAUUUAGAAAAACAAUUGAAAUUGAAAAAACCUGUUCGUCCAACUUCAAUACCCCUUAAUUUACAAGCUCUUGGUAAGUUAUUGGUAUGUUUUAUUAUUUAGAAAAUAAAUGUACAUGUAUUUAUAUUAUCCAGAUAGAAAACCUACGAUCAAAGAAGAUAUCAUGACACCAUUGAUGGCUAAACUUAGUAUGACAGACUCAUAUCCUUUUGCUGCAUCUACAGAGACUAUUUGUAGAACUCCUUCUACAAGCUUUCAACCGCAAGCCAAUGCCUCUAGCCAUCAAAAGUUAAUUUUAUUUAUUGUUGGGUUCCAAAAUACUUCAUUAAUGGUUUUAUUAGAAAAAGAAGCAGAAAACGAUCCUGAACUAAUUCAUCUAUUAGUAAAGACAAUUUAUAAUUACAAUUAUUGAGCUGUGAUUAGAUUUAUAAUAAUGGUUUUUGGUUUUCAGUGGAACUUAAGUAUUAACAAUCUUGGAGAUUUAGAAAUCUUGAUAAACAAUACAAUCACUAAUGUUCCAGACACAUACUGCUUACAAAAUAAUGAUGAAUCAUAUGGCUACAUAGUAAUGGACACAGCUGAUGCUGGUAUGAUUGACAAACAUGGCAAUUGGUUAGGUUCACAAACCGUUUUAGCUACAUCUAUACAUGAUAUGUUCCAAAAACAUUCCUCAGUUCUCGAUAUUAUUAUCAGGUAUAUAUAACUAAUUGCUUCUAAUAGCAUUUUUUUUUUUAAAAAAUCCUUAACAUUAUUAUUUCAGGAAUGAUGAUAACAUAGUUUAUGGAAACAAAUGUGGCAGUCGAGAAUUGUUUUAUCAACAGAGUGGUAAUAUUGUCAGUGGUUUACCCACACCCUCCGAUAUAAUGGGUGUUGUAUCUACUACUGCAAAAAGAAAAUUACAAAGAGACCAUGGUAUUAUAAUUUUAUAAAUUUAACCUGAAUAUUAUAACAUAUUAAUCAUAUUGUAGGAAAUCUAGAUUUUUUUUAAACAAUUUUAUUAUUAUACCAUAAUAUACUUAACUUUGUAUACAGUAUUACAGUGAAAAUUAAUUGUUUUUUUUUAGUGUGUUUUUUUAUAUAUUUAUAUUAUUAUUAUGAUUGAAGUAGUUAUUAAUUUGUCUAUUGACUACUGUACUAUUGAUAUAAUAGAUUAAUUGAUACUAAUUAGAUAAUAAAUGUUAGAAUAAUAAACAGUCUUAAUAUUUUGUAUUUUAUACCUUGUAAACUGAAAAUAAUUAUUUUUUUUAAAUGUACAUAUUUAAUGUGAAUUUUAAAUAUAUUGUGUAUUAAAAUUAAUACUACCAGUUCAAUUUGUUAACUAUAAUUAUCUUUUAAUUAAUAGGUUACUUUUUUUAAAAUAUUACUAGUCUAAUGAUUUAACUUGCUAGGUUUAUAAAUUAUAUCAAAAGUUUUAGUGCAAUGUUAAAACAUAUUUAAAUAAGAGGUUCCCAGAUUUUUUAGUAGUCCAACAAAUGUUUGUAGCAUACUACUGACUGAAAAUAAUUCAAUAUAUUGUAUCACAAUAAUAAAAGUUUUCCAUAAUAGAUCAUUAUAGAAUAUAGAUAAUAGGUAUGCUACAUUGAAUGUGAUUUUUUUUGAUGACCAUCCCCCCUCCUAAUUUGUUCCUUAAUAUAUAAAAAUGAUCUGUGUGAAAUUUGGUAAUGAUAACUUACCCCAUUCCCAUG
Molecule: messenger RNA, 4768 nt
Organism: Cinara cedri
Lineage: Eukaryota; Metazoa; Arthropoda; Insecta; Hemiptera; Aphididae
Source: the annotation of a GenBank genome assembly